Messenger RNA from Phlebotomus argentipes, 4206 nucleotides. RefSeq lists its product as uncharacterized. The transcript is spliced from 8 exons. Gene Ontology annotation, biological process: positive regulation of proteasomal ubiquitin-dependent protein catabolic process; protein polyubiquitination; ubiquitin-dependent protein catabolic process. The coding region runs from base 580 to 3060 and encodes 826 amino acids. Gene Ontology annotation, molecular function: zinc ion binding; ubiquitin conjugating enzyme binding; ubiquitin protein ligase activity. Gene Ontology annotation, cellular component: ubiquitin ligase complex; cytoplasm. The record is from RefSeq and is a predicted model, not a curated record. Lineage: Eukaryota; Metazoa; Arthropoda; Insecta; Diptera; Psychodidae.
AUGGCGUUCAGCAAUUGUGUCAGACAAGAUAUUUGCUGCGGACUUUUGCCCAAUUCUACCAGUUUUCCGCGAGUGUAGCAUCGGUGCUCUGUCCCAACGUGACACCACUUGUGACACCGUGAUUGCGUGACCAGCGCCGGAGUGCUCGUGAGUGGCGGGCUGCGUGAAAAGGGAGGCCAUCCAAAGCACAGACAAUAUCGUCAAAGUGAAAACAGUGUUCCAUUGCCUGUGGAUUUGUGUUGAUUUUUGAUGUCAUCCUCGCGAGUUUGAGGCAAAAUCUCGCUAUUUUGCUUGAAUUUGUGCCAAGAUAGGAGACUCUGACGUGUUCCGCAGUGUCGAAAUUGCCGUUUGGCUGAGGAAAAGUGCGAGCUGCAAUCCGCGGGCGAGAGUGAGAGGCGAGAUCUCGCGCCAUCGCACCUUUUUCACACCUUGAUACCUUUUUUGCAGAUCCGCAAAAAUCACGCAGAGCGAGACUUGAUAUACAACAAUUUGGAGAUAAUUGAGGAAAAAUGGCACCGAAAGAAGAAGUGAUUUUUCGCGACUGCGUGGCCCUCGGUGUCGCUCGAUCGCCAUCAGUGAAUGCUGCCAGCCUUGAUGGCGAAAAUGCUGCCCCUGCGAACGGCGCCGCCGGGAUUUUCCGGCCAAUUGUAUGAUGUGCCGGAGAGUGAUGCUGUAGAGCGGCGAAAUUGUGCACCGUGCGAUGGUGGUGAAUACGAAGCAGAGGACAAUUUGAGUAUAUUUUUCGGUGGUGACAAACAGUGGCAGGAGUGUGUUGAGGAGUCGAAGAAAGUGCAGAGUGAGGAACAUUUCUUUUCUGCCGCCGAAGACGGCGGUGAUAGCUUUGAUAUUGUCGAGAGCUGCAUGAAGAGCUCAUGCGAGGACGCGAACAGCACGCUUUUUGCACCCAGCUUCACCCCAAAGUGGCCUCACGCGCUCAGCAAUAGUGGCGAUACGGAUGAUGGUCAGGAGAUUGCUUUUCCACGGUCUAUUUUUGGCAAGAAGGCUAUCAAUUGCUUUAGUGACGUCGCGCUCGCCAAGAAGCAGCUCUACUUGGUGAACAGUGUCGGCAGGGAGGCGCAGAAGCCCCUCUUGAGCUGUCGCGAUACAGAAGAGGUGUCAGAUCAGUCGUCGACAGUGUCACUAGAGGACUACCAGGACGACGAGGAGAUUGUUCAGUUCAGGCGAAAGAUUGAGACGAGCCGGAAAAUCCCGUCCGAGAACCGACGAAGCCUGCAAUUGCACCUGUUUGCCGAUGGGAACGCCAGCGAGCCGAAGCAGAGCAGACACUCGUGGUACGCACCGGCCAAAAGCUAUGACACUCUUUUCGAGGACAGUGAACAGGAAGUGAAAGAGAGUUUUCUGCAUCACAAUCUGGCGGCACAUCGUCAACAUACUAAUCGAGAGACGCGUGACUCGACUGCGUUGCUUGAGCGUACUUUGCAUCACAGCGCGGGUCGCAAAUCAAGGAUAAGUGCCUCCUCGACGACAAUUCAGGAGCUUCAGAGCGGCCCCCAUGUCGCGAACACAGCGACUGCCACUGGGGGCCCACCGGCGCCGCGGAUGCGACGCUUUGAGCAGUUGCUGAAGAGUCUCGUGGGCAAGAAGGCAGGCGGCUCGGCGUGCGAGGCGAGUUUGCAGAUCGACAAGAGCCCGUCCGAGUAUGAUCUCACGCGCGAUAAGAAGCGCAUGGGCGGCUCCACGUCCAGCCUCAACAGUGUGCAGCAGAAGCUGUGGACUGUGGUGCCGCUGCUCAAGCGGGACGCCGGCAGCUGCUCGAGUCUGGAGAAGGGUGCGGCGCCGGAACGCCAGGAGGCGGAGGAGGACGUGCCGCCGGGAGUCAACAUGCGUAAGUGCGAGACCUUCCUCACGCUCGCCCAGCCGCAAGUGGAGCCUCUGAAGCCGCUCAACCGACUGCGGAAUUCGGCUUCCAUAGCCACAUGUUCGCGCUGCUCUAGUCUCCUGUCGCUGGCCGCGGCUGGAUCGCGUUACUCACUCAAUGUCUCGGGCGGGGGCUUCGUGCCGAUCGACGGGGGCGCGGCGGGAGGUGGUAGUGGCAAUGUGAGCGACUCCUCGUGCUACUCAUCUUCCGUCCAGGCGCCGCAGCGAGACGCCGGAGUUUCGAUCAUGCCAUGCAAACUCUGCUUAGGAGAGGUCAACAGGCAUCAGCUGACGAAGAUAAGACAGUGCGGGUGUUCUUUUUGCACUGAGUGCAUGAAAGCAUACAUUGAGUUCGAGAUUCUCGAGGGCGCCUAUGAAAUCUCGUGUCCGGACGCAAUGUGUCCAAUGCAGGGUAUUAUAUCGAUCCAAGAGGUGUCUAGUUUGGUGACACAGAGUCUCAUGGAGAAGCACCAUCGCUACAGAUUGAACAGAGAGGUGGAGAAGGACAGAAAUAGAACGUGGUGUCCGAAAGCUGGCUGUGAAACGGUGUGCUUGGUUGAUGCUGGUGCAUCGAGCACAUCUCCGGUACCAACGAGUCGUAGCGUAACGUUUCAGCUUCCGCACUCUGCCGCCGGCUGCUCCGCCCUGCCGCCGGCAUGCCUUGUGCACUGUCCAACGUGCCGCGAAGACUUCUGUUCAGGAUGCAAAAAGGCGUGGCACCCGUCGAUGACCUGCGAGGAGAACACACGGCGGCUGGCGGCUGACGGUCGGGACACUGACAAUAUCGGCGUGCUGUUCGACGGCGACCUCAUCAAGUGCUGCCCGAUGUGCGCUGUGCCAAUUGAGAAGGACGAGGGCUGCGCGCAGAUGAUGUGCAAGCGCUGCAAACACGUCUUCUGCUGGUACUGUCUGGCCAGUCUCGAUGAUGACUUCCUGCUGCGCCACUACGACAAGGGGCCGUGCAAGAACAAGCUGGGCCACUCGAGAGCGUCCGUGGUGUGGCAUCGGGCGCAAGUGAUCGGCAUCUUCGCGGGAUUCGGGAUUCUGCUGCUGGUGGCGUCGCCACUGCUCCUCCUCGCGGCGCCCUGCAUUGUGUGCUGCAAGUGUCGCAUCUGCAGCGGAGCGGCUAAGCUGGAGGAGCAGGAGAAUGCCUUCGACGAUGCUGUGCGACUUCAGCGAUAAGCGCGCGCGACCCACAGAUCUGCAAUCCGUGAUGACGAGCAUUUUAUCUUUUUGAGCUUAAUCAGUGUGCAAAAAGGAUUCACCUAGUCUCAAAAAGGAUAAUCACUAUAUGAAUAUGAUAAUCAUACUUAAUUUAUUGCAUAAGAGAUGUAGAUUUUGAGCAUCCAGAGAGACAGAGAGAGAAAGAAAAGGAGAAGUAGUUUCUCGUUACGUUAAGAAUAUGUUGUUUUACACAGAAUCCGAGCGGAUUUCUCAGCUAUUCUGUGCGAGUUUUUUGAUUCUGAUUCCAAUUGUGAUUUUAUCCUGAGAUAAAAUGCAAAAUUUAUACAAAUUUCCCGGGAAAAGGCAGUUUUUCCGGAUAACCUUGUUUUUUUUGGUACAAUUUAAGUGCGCAAUUAUUGUCUUUUAGGUUUGGCAUUAGCGAAAGUGAGACGAAUAUUGCUACAAAGUAUAAGAAUAUUUCCCUUGUCCAAUUUAUGAUAUCACGCGAUAGAGAAGAAGAAUGUUAGGAUAUUGAUUCCCUUUUAGGUAUGGUUCGCACUUACUAUAACUGUAUUUCAUUGAGAAGUAGUUGAUGUAAAGUCGUAGUGAAGCAGUAGAAGGACGUAGAGGAUAUUUGAUAUAUGCAAGUUAAUGUAAAAGUAGACUCGUAAGGUCAAUCAAGUAUAACUAUUUAUAUUGAUGAAAAUGAGGAAGGAAUGACGUUGAGGAAGGAAACAAGCAUAAUAAUAGAUUUUAGAUUAAAAGGAAAAACAACUUUAGUACUCUAUAUAAUCGUGAAUAAACCUUAUUUAAGGACUUAGCUAAUGAAGAGAUGAAGAAAAAGGAGGAGAAAAAGCAAAGCAUAUACAAUAUUAAUUUUAGUUUUAUGAUAUUUAAAAUGCAAAUUGAGAAAGAUUACAAAUUUGAAUUUGAAAUUCGCAGUAAUUCCAUUUGAAUGAAUUAUAGUUUUACCUUUUUAGAGACCAGCAAAAAAAGAAUGCGAAAGGAAAAGAACGUGAAAGGAAAUUUCCAAAAGCAAGAAAAGAGAAAAUGUGUUAACUGAAUUGUGAUAUUUACAGUGAUUCAAAAUCAAUCUUUAUGAUGGAUUAAAAUUUAGUGAGUGAAGUAAUUAAAUUCUACUUAGGUGAAAAGUACUGCUUGAAA